Molecule: messenger RNA, 1122 nt
Organism: Schistosoma mattheei
Lineage: Eukaryota; Metazoa; Platyhelminthes; Trematoda; Strigeidida; Schistosomatidae
Source: the annotation of a GenBank genome assembly
UUGUUUUAAAAUCUUAAAUAAAUUGACAGUAUUUGGCAGUUAAUUCUUCAUAACUUAAUAUAUUCGUUUCGCAUACCUUUGAAUCACCGAUUCUUUGGGAGCAAAUAUUGUGGAUUCUGCAAAUAUUUUCACCAAGUAUGGAGCUCACUCGAAAGAAAUAUGAAGUAAUCAGUGCUGCAAUGUAUCAUAUAGUAGCUUUUUGUGUGUUAAUAUGUGCGAGCCUCAUUUUGAUUAUUAUCCAAACAGUAUUUUCAUAUUGUGUUUCUGCAGAAUCAGAUCUCGCCUGGCCUUCAGUUCUAAUUCCGUUCGCUUACAUUGCUGCGUUUUUAUUAAUUUUAACUGCUGGUGCAACCUUGACUGCUGGAUUAGCAGACUCAGAUGAAUGGGACACAGCCAGUGUUGUUAGUUGCAUCUUUCCACUAAUAGUAACAACUGCAAUCGCAUGCACAACUAUACAACAGUACGUGGAUGGAUCUCUACCUAAAUCAAGCAUGUUAAUUAUGGGUAUUAUUAACAGUAUAAUAGCUUUUUUAUGUUUUAUCCACGGUAUUUUAUUAUGUGCUGAUUUUCGCUUAUGUAUAAAUGUGAAAGUUCAUGACUCGCUCCCAACAAUAGAAAUCUCCAUACCUAAAGUAACCUUAGAAGAUGGGUCUGUUUUAUUGGAUGAUGCUAACUGUGUGAAUUCGAAUGAUGUCUGAUACAUCUUUUUAAUCGACAACCAACAAAUUACGUAGUAUACUAGUCUAACUUUUCUUCAUAUCCAUCUUAUAAAGUACUAAUCAGAUGUCAGUAUAUAAAAGUACUUAUUAGUAAAAAUUAUUUUUUCAAAGUAGUAGUAAUUGUUUGAUUUCUUUAAACUGAUAUGAUUUGGUCCGUAUACUCUACGUAUGAAAUGAUCUUGGCUUUAAUAAUUUGAUCAAAUCACUCUUGGCGAAAAAUAUACAUUAUUUUUGCGAUUAUAUUUCCGUACAUCGUCCUCUUGGUGCAUUUAUAAGCCUACUUUGCUUGCUACUGAUAUCUUGGAAUAAGGCCUAAGGAAUACUGAUGGACGAAUGGACUGUAUAGUUUGUUUCAAAUAGCCAGAGAUCACUUGUAGCCCCUAUAACAGAAUGUUAUACUUUC